AGUUAAUAAUACAAUGGUAUAUCCUAUUAGUGAUGAUUCAUUAUUCAUUGAUUGGAGUGCUCCAGGAUCAUUAUGUAUAGAUCACUAUAAUGUCACCAUUAUUAGUAACAACACAAAUUCUGAAUCUAUUACUACUAAUAGCACUAAUGUAACAAUUGAUUUUCUCAUUACUGGCACUGAUUAUUCAUUUAUCAUUGUUCCUGUUGAUACCGGUGGACGAGAAGGACCUCCUUCAACAAUACAGUACACAGGGAAUGUCAGUGUAAGUACUACUGUUAAAAGCAGUUCAAUUAUUACUGCUGAAGUAAUCUCAUCAGUGACAACACUAUCAGUGGACUCAACUGAACUGUUGACUUUAAUUGGAAGCGUAUCAACAAAUGCAUUUACAUCAUCAGUUACAGCCUACACUAAUUUACCACAAUCAUUAACAAUGUCAGCACAAGCUACAUCAACUGCCAGCAAUAGUCUGUCUGGUCUGGACCAGUCAGUCUAUUAUAGCAAUACAGCCACUCCUACUAGCACUGAUACUGGCUCAAAUAUUCUCCCUAUUGUAUUGGGAGUUAUUAGUGGAACGGUAGCAGUACUCCUAAUCAUAUUUGCAAUAUUGAUGAUAGUAGUGGCAAUCAAGAAGCACAGAAGUAAUAAUGUAAAAAAGGACAGCUCUACUACAGGGAGUGACAUUGUUGUUUCCUUAGACCACUCCAGAAUUCCUCUAGAUUUGAAUUCAGCUUAUCAAAUACAUUAUCAAAAAGAAGAGACAUAUACAGAUGACACUGUUAUUGAGCAGUUGUUGAUCAAAUAUUUAAUACCGUCUUCACAAAUUGAUAUACAAGAAACCAUCGGCCAAGGUGAGUUUGGAAUUGUUUAUAAAGCAACUAUGAAACCAAUGAAUAAAAGUGAACAAGAAAUUGCUUUAAAAACACUCAAAGGAGAAUUUUCAAAGAGUGAUGUCAAUUCUCUUCUUGAAGAGUGCCUACUGAUGUCAAACUUUGAUAAUCCUAAUGUGCUGUCUCUCAUUGGAGUGUGUGCUGACCUGGGAUCAGCUCCAGGCAUCAUUAUGCCUUACAUGUCAAAAGGAAGUCUAUUGUCUUAUUUGCAGAAAGAGAAAUCUCACCUUAUAGUGGAAGCAACCAGUGAAGAAAGCACAGUGCUAAUAAAUGUUAGGAAAGAGUUGCUCUCUGUGUGUCUUCAAGUUGCUAAUGGAAUGAAUUACUUAGCUUCACAAAGGUUUAUUCAUCGUGAUCUUGCUGCUCGAAAUUGUUUGAUUGCUGAUAAUGGUGUCAUCAAAGUUGCUGAUUUUGGCCUAUCGGAAGAAAUUUACACAAAAAAUUAC
This is a messenger RNA of Amphimedon queenslandica, 1333 nucleotides long. RefSeq names its product tyrosine-protein kinase Mer-like. Gene Ontology annotation, cellular component: plasma membrane; signaling receptor complex. Gene Ontology annotation, molecular function: ATP binding; transmembrane receptor protein tyrosine kinase activity; protein binding. The transcript is spliced from 11 exons. NCBI's taxonomy places the organism in Eukaryota, Metazoa, Porifera, Demospongiae, Haplosclerida, Niphatidae. Gene Ontology annotation, biological process: multicellular organism development; positive regulation of kinase activity; protein phosphorylation. The annotation marks the transcript as partial. The record is from RefSeq and is a predicted model, not a curated record.